Molecule: messenger RNA, 651 nt
Organism: Peniophora sp. CBMAI 1063
Lineage: Eukaryota; Fungi; Basidiomycota; Agaricomycetes; Russulales; Peniophoraceae
Source: the annotation of a GenBank genome assembly
AUGCUUUCGGUGCUACGCCAGGCGUCCGUGCGCUCGCUCUCCGCCACACGCGCACUCUCCACCACACCAUCCCGUCUAAAUGAGGUAGCCAGCUACCCAGACCCGGGCCCUAACCCGCAUGUGGUCGCACCCGCAUUCCCGGCUCGCCCGACUGGCUUGACGCUCCCACCCGCGCCUGCUCCUGGCAGGCCACCAAUCAUGGAUAUCCCUCCGGCGGAGGACCCCUUAUUGCAUUUUAUCUCGUCUAUGCUCAUGCGCGACGGCAAACGCCGCCAGUCCGACCGUCAAACGGCGAACAUGCUCCUCCACGUGCACGCUCUCACUCGUCGCGAGCCUCUGGAGGUCGUCCGGGAAGCCGUACGCGCCGCCAGCCCCUUCGUGCGGACGCGUCAGGUCAAGACGGGCGCCAAGACGUUCUACAUCCCCAUGCCGCUCUCGGAGAAGCAGCGCACGCACUACGGCGUCAAGUGGAUGCUCGAGGCGUGCAAGAACAGGCCGGAUAGGACGGUCGAGGAGAGGCUGGCGAGGGAGAUGAUCUCCGUGUUGACGGCGAAGGACCCGAAGGAGAAUAAUGUGCUGAGGAAGAAGCAGCAGCAGCACGACUUCGUCAUGCUCAACAGAGGGUCGAAGGUUCCUCGCCGCAGGCGAUAG